Acanthoscelides obtectus is the source of this 2731-nucleotide messenger RNA. The record is from the annotation of a GenBank genome assembly. Lineage: Eukaryota; Metazoa; Arthropoda; Insecta; Coleoptera; Chrysomelidae.
GCUAUUUAUCAUAACCCUUUAUUACAUAGAUAACAAGAUAAAUAUCUAUACAUAACGUAGUUUUACAUUCAUGUAUGUUGUGUCAUGACUGAAGUUAUAGCGGCAUUUCCUGAACUACAAAGCCUGUAUGAUUUGUGGAACAUCAAGUACGAAAUGAGUAUUGAAUCUAGUUCGUAGCUCAUAUUGAUAAGCUGUAAAGUACAAUCGAUUGUAUGUUUUGAUUUUAUGAUAACAAUAGGUUCUCAAGAUAAAAAAGAUAUCGUUGAAAAAUCUGUUAAGUAAUUCUGUAGGUGCAUUUCAGCGUCCGAUGUCGUAGUAUGAACAUGGACUCGUCGGAUAAAACGUCGACUACAGCACCUCAAAUUGCAGAUAACGAGAAUGUUGAGCACAAGAGAAAUUACCAUAUCCGAAAUCAGUGUUUGUCAUAAUCUGCAAUGAAUUCUGUGAAAGGUUUUGCUACUAUGGCAUGCGAGCAAUCCUUGUCAUCUACCUCACACAUAUGCUUGCGUUCAGCGAGAGCGACGCCACGGUGAUCUACCACACUUUCAUCAUGUUGACUUACUUCUUCCCCAUCUUCGGUGCCAUCAUUUCGGACAGUUACCUAGGGAAGUUUAGAACCAUCCUAUACCUGGCCAUGAUCUAUGCUGUGGGUUGCGUCUUGCUCUCGAUAUCUUCCAUUGGGCCUCUGCACUUACCGAUGGCAGCUCUAAGCACACUGGGGCUAUUUCUUAUUGCUAUUGGCACGGGAGGGAUCAAACCUAACGUUGCUGCUUUUGGAGGUGAUCAGUUUGUGCUACCAGAUCAAGAAAGCCAGCUGAUGACGUUCUUUUCUUGGUUUUACUUCUCCAUAAACGCUGGGAGUUUGAUAUCAACAUUUUUAACUCCAGUUUUGAGAAGUGAUGUUCAUUGCUUUGGAGAAGAUAGCUGUUUCUCAUUGGCUUUUGGGAUUCCUGGAGCAUUGAUGAUAGUCUCACUUGUGAUCUUCGUUAUUGGUAAACCAUUGUACAAGAUCAAAGUACCGACGGAAAACGUAAUGGUAGAUGUUACGAAGUGUAUCAGUUAUGCAAUUUCGAAAAAAAUAAAAUCUUCAGAGCAGAAAACACAUUGGCUUGACUAUGCUGAACCGAAAUACGGAUCAGAGUUAGUAAAUAACAUCAAAGUCACAUUGAAAGUCUUGGUACUCUACCUUCCGCUUCCAAUUUUUUGGACUCUCUAUGACCAACAAGGUUCAGGCUGGACGUUCCAAGCUGUUAGGAUGGAUGGAGAUAUUGGUUUCUAUAUUAUACUUCCCGAUCAAAUGCAAGUCGUGAAUCCACUACUGAUAAUGCUGUUCAUUCCGAUUUUCACGUACGGAAUCUAUCCUGCUCUUGCGAAAUGCAGACUAUUGACAUCACCAUUGCAAAGAAUGACAUUCGGAGGUUUGUUGGCAGCUGUAGCCUUCGCUGUAUCUGCUUUUGUUGCCAUGCAGCUUGAGAAAGGGUACCCAGUUUUACCCUCGGCGGGUAACAUCCAGUUGAGGGUAUACAAUCCGGCACCAUGUAAUGUCCACUUCAAUUCCUCUGCUUUGAACAUUGACGAACAAAUAAAUUCAAUGAACGUCUAUACCAAAAAAGACAUAACCUUCAAAGACAUUAACAAAACUAUAGAAUUCAUGUUCUCUGGCUCCUGCCUGAAGAACGACGUGAGCUUUAGUGCAGAUAUCUCUCAGAAAGAGGCUUAUGGAGUAUACAUCAGUGAAAUUGGAGGAAAAUGGUAUCAAGAUUUUGUAGAUAAGAGCGACGAUGGGUAUCCCAGAGUAAGAACCUUGAGCUUCAUCGACCAAGAAAUAACAUACGUCCAAGAUUCCUACAAACUUGUAGUUGAUAAGGGAAAUGAUAAUUUGUUUAAAGCGAGUUACCCUGGAGAAUAUCGCAUAAAUGACAGUUCUCGUAAAUCUAUAUUCAGGUUAGGGGGCACUUACACUAUCCUUGUAGGAAAGGACAUGAAAACAUCCGAAAUAGUGGUUACUGAGCCGAAUGAUGUCCAUAUACUUUGGUUGUUGCCUCAAUAUGUAAUCAUCACAGCUGCAGAGAUCAUGUUUUCUAUCACUGGUCUUGAGUUUUCAUAUUCUCAGGCCCCUGUAUCCAUGAAAUCGCUGCUCCAGGCCUGUUUUCUACUAACAACUGCCUUUGGAAACCUGAUCAUAGUCAUCAUUGAAUCAUUCAAAUUUUUCGACUUACAGUCAAGUAACUUCUUCCUUUACACCGUUCUCAUGAUCCUGGAUAUGGUUCUUUUUGGGAUCUUGGCCAUGAGAUACAAAUACGUAAUACCUCAGGAAAGUGAAGAGCUGCAAGAAAGGAAUGGUGUCGAAAAUCCAGCAUUCAAAACAAAUACUGAUUAGGCCACAAAACAAAUGAUGAUGUACAAAGAGCGAAACGUACUUACUCAUGAAAUGGCGCAUAGUUCGAAAUGUGAAAUCCAGUGAGCAUUGUCCUAUUUGACGUAUAUCUGUGAUUAUGUAUACAGUGUAUGCACUUGUAUGGAAUUUUGUGUUUCAAAUAGGUAGUAUUUUAUGUACGUGUUUGUUGAGUUUUUCAAAUGUAUAUACACAUAUUUUUAAAAAAUGUUUUGUAAAAUUUGUGCGAGCCACAGACUGCGUAGAUGUGGCAAAGCAAUUUUCAUCCCUGACUCUCAUAGAUUGCUGGGUAGCAUUCAUAAGAGGAAAUCCUUCACUUGCUUUAUGACAUCAUUG